Alternaria conjuncta is the source of this 1998-nucleotide messenger RNA. RefSeq lists its product as uncharacterized. Gene Ontology annotation, cellular component: NADPH oxidase complex; plasma membrane. The record is from RefSeq and is a predicted model, not a curated record. The coding region runs from base 1 to 1998 and encodes 665 amino acids. The transcript has 2 exons. NCBI's taxonomy places the organism in Eukaryota, Fungi, Ascomycota, Dothideomycetes, Pleosporales, Pleosporaceae. Gene Ontology annotation, molecular function: superoxide-generating NAD(P)H oxidase activity; calcium ion binding. Gene Ontology annotation, biological process: superoxide anion generation; defense response.
AUGGCUCCGCAACAGUCCCUUACGGAUGACGAAAUCAAGAAGUUCAUUGACGAUCUCGAUCACGAUAAAGAUGGCAACGUCGACUACUGGGAGCUGGAACGCAAGCUGGAUCAAGUACACAAGGAGAUAGCACCCAAAGCGCAACCACAUAACCUCCACCAUGGAUCUCGGGGCGACGAGGCUCGACAUGAGUUUCUCAGGAAUGUCAUUGGAACACGAGAUGACCACAUCAAUCGAGAAAUCUUCGCAAAGACUGUCAAGACAUGGGAGAUACCGUCUUUGGAACAAGACCGGAAAGAAGCAAAAGAUGAGGACGAUUACCUGAAGCAGGUGCCCCUCCACCGGCGUGCACGUGCUUACUGGGCAGUCAAAGGGCCUGAGAUAAUGUUCCUUGGCCUGGUACUUACCUUGAUGAUAGGGUUUGGUGUCUGGCAAUUCGUCAAGUACCUUACCUUCGAUCAGUAUACGCCUGCGUUCGGAUGGGGAGCUGUCUUAUCCAAGACUUGUGCCGGUGUGCUGUACCCGACCUUCUUCUUCCUUAUCCUAUCGAUGUCGCGAUGGCUCUCGACGUUUCUUCGGCGCUUCUACUUCAUCUCCAGGUUUAUCAACUGGGACCUGUCGCAGAGUUUUCACAUCAAGAUGUCCAUCGUCGCAUUGGUAUUCGCAACGUUGCAUGCUAUUGGCCAUCUUAGCGGCUCCUUCGUCUUUGGAAGCAAACCCAAUCGACAGGACGCAGUUGCCAAUGUCAUCGGACAGGACGCUGUACCACGUUCAUACACUGACUACCUUCGAUCAUUGCCAGGAUGGACUGGUCUCACAUCUCUCGGCCUGUUCUACCUUCUCGCAUUGAUGAGCAUGCCCCAGAUACGAAAGUGGAGCUACGAGGUCUUCCAGUUAGCUCAUCUACUAAUAUUUCCCAUUAUUGGUUUCAUGAUGGCGCACGGUACUGCUCAUCUGCUGCAGUGGCCCAUGUUUGGCUACUGGCUCGCUUUCCCUACUCUCAUGGUUCUCUGCGAACGUGUGUGGCGCUUGAUCCUAAGCUUCCGCCCUAUUCUGGCGGAUCUUGAGUUACUAGAUGACGAGACUGUUGCCAUUACUGCGCAAGUACCCAAGACUCGCCCGUGGGACUACAAAGCUGGCCAAUACGUUUUUGUGCAAGUUCCGCAGCUAUCCCGAUUCCAGUGGCAUCCGUUCACCGUGUCAACUUGCAUCAACAACACCAUGCAAGUUCACAUCAAAGCAGACGGUGAUUGGACAAACUCGCUCCGCGAUCUGGCUAAAGAAGACGGACGAAAGACGAUCAAGAUCGGUCUUGAUGGGCCAUUCGGUGCACCAGCUCAGCGGUUCUAUGACUUCGAGUACAGCAUGGUCUUUGGUGCCGGUAUUGGCAUAACGCCUUUCUCGGGUGUACUGACCGAUCUCCAACAUCACGAGCUCGAGCGCGUCAAGUCUGCGAACGACUCCCCGGCCUCACCCGACGAAACGCCCAAAGAGCCUUCGCCGUACACGAACCAUCGUCGAGUCGACCUACAUUGGAUGGUCCGCGACAAGAACAACCUCCUCUGGUUUUCCGAUCUUCUUAACGAAGUCUUCCGUCAGAAACCAAACAGCGAAGAUCUCGAUAUCCGUAUCAACACCUACGUAACGCAGAAGCGCAAGCAGAUCUCCCAACACGUAUUCCGAUGGUUGCUCGAAAAGCAUCGCACAGAUGAGCACCCGCAGUCGCCCAUCACUGGUCUCGUCAACCCUACACAUUUCGGACGUCCCGACAUUCGGGGUAUUAUGGAAGCACACUACGACGAUAUGAGCAAGGUGUUGGCAGAUCGUUUGAACGAAAAAGAUGGCAACAAAGAUGAUGAGAUCAAGAUUGGUGUUUUCUUCUGUGGCCCACCUGUUAUCGGUCAACAGAUUGCCGAUCAGUGUAGCAUGCUGAGUGCGAGGGCGAGGAACGAGGGUAGGAAGCUUGAGUAUAGGUUCAUGAUUGAAGUGUUUGGUUAG